GAGUUAAGGGUUCGCUUUCAGAUGAAAGCGGAGUAGGUGUCAUGGUCACGGAGGAGGAGGUCGAGGAUUUCCUGUCUGUGGUUCUUGUGUUGGAGGCGGUUGGAGUGCUAGAGAGAUCCGGUGAAGGUGUCAAGAUAGUGGAUGUUGAUGUCGGGGAUGGCGGCAUAGUAAGGGCGUCGGUCACAAAUUAUCCACCUCCGGCCGGAUGCAAUUUUUUGAGGGUCACCGACCCAACUAACCCUUGUUACUUCAACCCAAAGACUGCCACCAACAGCACUGUUAUUUUAAACAAAACGUAUAUAGGUGGGGUUGAAAGUUACACGGUAGUGUUCGCAUUCCAAGACGAGAUAGCUAGCUUCACAUCGGUCGCGGUGCGUAACGGACUGUUGGACGGAUCGUUAAUGUCGGCAGAUGGAAAAACGGUGAUCAAAACCUUCAACAAUGCCACGAGAAUGAAAGUGAAUCCGAACGCUGAUGGUGAUAUUUUUGCGAUCUCUGAAUUUCUUGCGGCGGCCAAGGCAGACUUGGAUGCUCCAUCCACGGCACCCGGUGCCAACAAAUCCAUUGGGGAGACGUACAGAUCUUCCGGGAUAGUUAUCGUCGUUCUGAUCGAAUAUUCGAAUGUUGUUUCAAAGCCAGGCGUCAUCUCAUACAAAUACAUGCCUCAGGUAAUUGACGGAAAUGAGUAUAAGAAUGUGGAGAGUAUUUAUAAUUCUGAUGGAUCAUACACCUUGGUCGAAAGGCAUGGACACGUAUACGAAGGUGCGAAAUUCGAAGAGACCGAUGACUUUUCGGACAUCCGCAAGAACUUGAAAACUCAGGAAUCCGAGACAUAG
Messenger RNA from Acaulospora colombiana, 836 nucleotides. The record is from the annotation of a GenBank genome assembly. NCBI's taxonomy places the organism in Eukaryota, Fungi, Glomeromycota, Glomeromycetes, Diversisporales, Acaulosporaceae.